CUCCUUCCCUCUUGCCUCCAGUGUCUGUCUCCAGGAUUUCUCUCUUCCGAUUUCAGGAGGACUCUCACAGGCUCUCACAGCCUGUGUUAAGCUGAGGUUUCCCCUAGAUCUCGUAUAUCCCCAACACAUACCUCCACGCACACACAUCCCCAAGAACCUCGCGCUCACACCAACAGACACACGCGCGCACACACACUCGCUCUCGCUUGUCCGUCUCCCUCCCGGGAGAGCCGGCGCGCGUUCCCACCUUCGCCGCACACUCCGGCGAGCCGAGCCCGCAGCGCUCCAGGAUUCUGCGGCCGGGAACUCGGAUUGCAGCUCUGAGCCCCCAUGGUGUUUUUUUAAACACUUCUCUUCCUUCUCUUCCUCGUUUUGAUUGCACCGUUUCGAUCUGGGGGCUAGAGGAGCAAGGCAAGCAGCCUUCCCAGCCAGCCCUUGUUGGCUUGCCAUCCUCCAUCUGGCUUAUAAAAGUUUGCUGAGCGCAGUCCAGAGGGCUGCGCUGCUCGUCCCCUCGGCUGGCGGAAGGGGGUGACGCUGGGCAGCGACGAGGAGCGCGUCGCUGCCUCUGGCGGGCUUUCGGCUUGAGGGGCAAGGUGAAGAGCGCACCGGCCGUGGGGUUUACCGAGCUGGAUUUGUAUGUUGCACCAUGCCUUCUUGGAUCGGGGCUGUGAUUCUUCCCCUCUUGGGGUUGCUGCUGUCCCUCCCGGCCGGGGCGGAUGUGAAGGCUCGGAGCUGCGGAGAGGUCCGCCAGGCGUACGGUGCCAAGGGAUUCAGCCUGGCGGACAUCCCCUACCAGGAGAUCGCAGGGGAACACUUAAGAAUCUGUCCUCAGGAAUAUACAUGCUGCACCACAGAAAUGGAAGAUAAGUUAAGCCAACAGAGCAAACUCGAGUUUGAAAACCUGGUGGAAGAGACAAGCCAUUUUGUGCGCACCACGUUUGUGUCCAGGCAUAAGAAAUUUGACGAAUUUUUCCGAGAGCUCCUGGAGAAUGCAGAAAAGUCACUAAAUGAUAUGUUUGUACGGACUUAUGGCAUGCUGUACAUGCAGAAUUCGGAAGUCUUUCAGGACCUCUUCACAGAGCUGAAAAGGUACUACACUGGCGGUAAUGUGAAUCUGGAAGAAAUGCUCAAUGACUUUUGGGCUCGGCUCCUGGAACGAAUGUUUCAGCUGAUAAACCCUCAGUAUCACUUCAGUGAAGACUACCUGGAAUGCGUGAGCAAAUACACUGACCAGCUCAAGCCAUUUGGAGACGUGCCCCGGAAACUGAAGAUUCAGGUCACCCGCGCCUUCAUUGCUGCCAGGACCUUUGUCCAGGGGCUGACUGUGGGCAGAGAAGUUGCAAACCGAGUUUCCAAGGUCAGCCCAACCCCAGGGUGCAUCCGUGCCCUCAUGAAGAUGCUGUACUGCCCAUACUGUCGGGGGCUUCCCACUGUGAGGCCCUGCAACAACUACUGUCUCAACGUCAUGAAGGGCUGCUUGGCAAAUCAGGCUGACCUCGACACAGAGUGGAAUCUGUUUAUAGAUGCAAUGCUCUUGGUGGCAGAGCGACUGGAGGGGCCAUUCAACAUUGAAUCGGUCAUGGACCCGAUAGAUGUCAAGAUUUCUGAAGCCAUUAUGAACAUGCAAGAAAACAGCAUGCAGGUGUCUGCCAAGGUCUUUCAGGGAUGUGGUCAGCCCAAACCUGCUCCAGCUCUCAGAUCUGCCCGCUCAGCUCCUGAAAAUUUUAAUACACGUUUCAGGCCCUACAAUCCUGAGGAAAGACCGACAACCGCUGCAGGCACGAGCUUGGACCGGCUGGUGAGUAUUCUCAAACUGAUAACCAUGGCGGAUGCUUUGUUUUACCAAGGUCAUUCUUUGAAACUCCUAGGAGAUUCUGAAAAAGUUUGUUAUAAGAGUCAUCUCAUUCUUAUAUCUGCUUCUGUUCUUAAUUUGAAUAUUGAAAAGUAAUGGGAUCUUUCUUUUGGGUCAUGUAUUGGAUUAUUUAAGAAAUCUAUUAAUCCAUUAAGAAACUAUUAACGCAUGUGUGCAGUGACCAAAUUUUCAACUUCUUAUUUCUCAUGAAAUAUUAAUUUGAAAACUAAGUUGCCAGUUCUUCCAGAGAUAUAAUUGCAAUAGCAGAUUUCUUACUCAUCUGCUUCAGUUCUUUUCUGAAAAUGGUUAUUUAUUCAAUUAUGAUAUAAUGCAAUUUUAUUAUGACUUCUUAUUUGCAAAGUUUUCUGUUUGAAAGACCUUGCCCAGAAACCCCAAAUCAAUGUUACUAUCUUUUUUUUUUUCUUUUUUAUGUGUCUUUAAAAAGUUGAAAUCCUUAGAAUUAGUCACUCUUUGAGCCGUUUUUUUAAGAUGUGUGUCAGGGGACUCAGUGAUAUCCAUCAUCAAAGCAGUUUAUAAUACUCGGAAAAUGCAACCAUAAACAUAGUAAAUACAAUUUUUAAAUGUGUUUUAAAGGCCACAUUUUGCUAUAAAAAAUAAAAGCUCAUAAUUUUAAGGAAAUACUGCCUGAUUAUUUUUAAUUCAAUUUCUUCCAUUUAUAGUACUAUAAACACUUUAUAUACCUGCAAUUGUUAGUGCUGUUAAUGUUGCUUUGCCAAUUAUCUUGAUGUAAAAUUAACAGAUAAAAUCCUUAAUGUCAUAAAGCACUUGAACCACAUCUGACUGUGUCAUAUAAACUCAGAUCUCAAAGACUGCCAGUUAUGAAAAUACUUUUAUU
Messenger RNA from Mandrillus leucophaeus (drill), 2708 nucleotides. RefSeq names its product glypican-6. Bases 647 to 1948 code for a protein of 433 amino acids. The transcript is spliced from 6 exons. The record is from RefSeq and is a predicted model, not a curated record. Lineage: Eukaryota; Metazoa; Chordata; Mammalia; Primates; Cercopithecidae. Gene Ontology annotation, cellular component: synapse; plasma membrane; cell surface. Gene Ontology annotation, biological process: cell migration; regulation of protein localization to membrane; regulation of signal transduction.